Molecule: messenger RNA, 12650 nt
Organism: Nanorana parkeri
Lineage: Eukaryota; Metazoa; Chordata; Amphibia; Anura; Dicroglossidae
Gene: DNAH1
Product: dynein axonemal heavy chain 1
Exons: 75
Biological process (GO): microtubule-based movement
Cellular component (GO): dynein complex
Molecular function (GO): ATP binding; dynein light intermediate chain binding; minus-end-directed microtubule motor activity
Source: RefSeq, a predicted model, not a curated record
AUGGAACACAGUAAAAGCGAUAUCUUACCUCCUCCCGGUCGAGCCCCCAACCACACACCUCCCAGAGUGUCACCUCGUCUUCCGUCCCUCGUGCCGGAUGUUGGGGCGACAAGAGUGACCUCCCCCUCCAGAAAAUACCCCGUUAUAAAGCAGAGGGGCUUCUAUUCCGAUAUCCUGCCCCACAGAGCGUCAGCGCUGGUCAAGGAUUAUAAUGCCGGACCCAACGUCCAGCCCGACCUCCUGAGACAGGCCGACCAGGAACGCAACACCCCAAAAGCGAGCAGUUUCGAAGCUCCGGCAGACCUCCAGGCUCUCCUCGAUAGGCAGGUCUACGGUCCGACGACAGAAGUUCUUGUCAAAUCGGACUUCUCAAAAAGAGGUUAUGAGCCCAAAGCGCAGGUCCAGUACGAGGUGCCCCCCGGGAAGUGCCCCCGCAAGAUCGAACUGGAGAGGAGGAGGCGGGACUACCUGAAACUGGAUAUAGCCCAGCUGCUGUCCAAUGAGGGAAUUGACUCAAAUCUGCUAAUGCCCCAUAACACAGACCCCGCCCACCUACCCGGCUCAGGGCAGAACUCGGGACAGCUUCUUCCAACUUACUUACCAUUGGAGGUCUUUGAUGAUGAAGAGUUUGACCUUCGGACGAGUUCUGAUUGGCUAAGCCUGGGAUACGAGGACGGCUCUGAUGUACGCAAACCUGUGCCCGGCAGAUCGCUGCUUCCCGCGGAUGAUGUUCUGGGACACGAGGACCCGAAGAGCCCCCAACUGGUGUACAGAUGGUGCAAUGUCGGAGUUCUGGAUUACGAUCAAGGGAAGAAGCUCUACCUGGUUCAGAAGUCCACAGACAUCCGACUCCUGACCCCGGACAAGAUGGCGGCUCCCUCCUGCCAGUACUGGGUCCCGCGGAUCCGGCUGCUGUUCUGCGCGGAGAACCCACGGGUGUUUGCGCAGAGGAUUGUCGCCGCUGACCGCCUGCGGAAGAAGACGGAGGCUCUGCUCUUGUAUAACCUGUACAUAGACUGCAUGCCGGGAAACGGUCGGAAAAUCACCGCGGAGAGCCUGGACAGGAUGAUGCAACGACUGCUGAGCACAGCGCGCCUGAAACAGGAGGACGACGUUCACCGCCAACUCCAACUCCUGGAAGCCGAGAUCCGAUUGGACUAUGAGCGCUCCAUGAACAAACUCAUCUUCGAGCGACUCGUCUCUUCGAAGCCUCAGAAAUUUCCCUACGUUACCGUCCCGGAGAAGGUGGAGGAAAAGGUUCCUGAGAAAGGUCUCGUCUGCGUCCCGGAUUACACCUACGCCAAGAAUCGAAAAGCGUUCAUCUUCACCACCCUGCUGACGAGGUCAGAGGUCAUCAGUUCUCUCUGCAAAGUUCGGGCGGAGUGUAACAGAGUCUCCACCAUGUCCCUGUUCCACUCCACGCUGGCCAAAUGCGUGCGGCUGGAGGAGUUCGAGCAGACGCAGUCACAGACCUUCUCCCAGGUCCAGUUGUUCCUGAAGGACAGCUGGGUCAGCACGCUGAAGAACGCGGUGCGCGGCAGCCUGCGGGAGGUGGGGAAAGGCUGGUAUGACCUCACCGAGUGCAACUGGGAAGUCUACUGCAUGUCCAAGCUGAGACAACUGAUGGAGCUCAUCAAGUUCAACCUGCAGGACUCCCUCCGCUUCCUAGUGCAGGACUCCCUGGUCAGCUUCACCCAAUUCAUCCUGGACGCCUGCUACAGCGUUCUGACCUGCACCGAGGGCAUGGACUGGGGGGGAGACCUCAUCAACAGUCCCUACAAGCCGCGCCGAAACCCAAUUUUCCUGCUGGAUCUGGUUCUGGAUGCCUCUGGGGUCCAUUUCAGCACCGCGCUGGAGAAUUUCGAAGGUACCCUGAUGACGUUGUUUGAUAAAGGGAUUCUGGCUACUCACAGCGUUCCCCAAUUGGAGAAGUUUGUCCUGGAGGACCUUUUCAUCAGCGGCACCCCACUGCUGGAGUCUGUGGGCCUCCACGAGCCUCCGGUGGAAGAACUGCGCAGCAACAUCCGCAACGCCAUUUGUAAAGCCCUGAUACCGUUGACGGCGUACGCAAAACAAUACGAGAAAUACCUGGAGGUCAACAACACCGAUGUGGAAACAUACAUAAAGACGUUCCGGGAAAAGAACCCCUCGGCGUCAGAGGUAAAACUGGAGGUUGAGAAGCAUCUCCUGGAGAAGGAACGCCUGGACAACGCUCUGCCCAACUCCAUCAUAGUCGGCCCCUUCCAGAUCAGCAUCGAGGGAGUCAAACAAAACUUGUGUCGGAAACGCAAAGCUCUUUCCAGCGUCCUGUUGGAGCUGCUCGCUAAGAACGUGCGCAAAGAGGUGGACGGGAUCUCAGACCAGUUCCGAAGCAUCAGCCACAGCUUGUACGAAAAACCAAACAGCGUGGAGGAGCUGACGGAGCGCAGAGAAUGGAUGAAGGGAGUUCCAGAGCAAAUAAAGACGCUGGAGGAGCAGAUUGGGAAAGUCAUAGCUGAUUAUGAGGUCAUCGAUGAGGCAUUGUUUAGCCUUUCCCAGGAAGAUUUCAGCUCAAAAUGGGCCAUCAUUGCUUGGCCGCACAAGAUUACGACCACUAUGGAGACCAUCUGCGAGCAGCACUUGGAGGAUGAAGAGCGCUUCCGGAAGAUCCAGGUCAUGGACCAGAACAAUUUCUUGGAGCGUCUGGACUCCAUGCAGAUGGUAGUAGCCGGAUUCUCCGCAUGCACUGAAAUAAAUCGCGCCCAUGAGAUCGCCAACGAAGUUCGACGAGUCCACAAGCAGCUGAAGGAGUCACAGCAGAUGGCGCAAAUGUACAACAACCGGGAGAGGCUGUUCAACCUGCCUGUGACCAAUUAUGACAAACUUCUGAAACUGGUGAAAGACUUCCAGCCCUUCCGGGAUCUCUGGACCACCGUGUCGGACUGGAUGCGCUGGUAUGAAAGCUGGAUGAACGACCCGCUCACCUCCAUCGACGCCGAACAACUGGAGAAGAACGUCAUGGAGUCUUAUAAGAACAUGCACAAAUGCGUCAAACACUUCCGCGAUAUUCCAGCCUGCCAGGAAGUGGCACAGGACAUCAAGAACCGCAUCGAAGAUUUUAAGCCAUACAUCCCACUGAUCCAAGGCUUGCGGAACCCCGGCAUGAGGAACCGCCACUGGGAGAUGCUAUCGGAGCAGAUACAGAUCACCGUCAAACCCAAAGCCAACCUGACCUUCACCCGCUGCCUGGAGAUGAAGCUUCAGGACCAUAUUGAAGCCAUCAGUAAGGUGGCAGAAAUCGCUGGGAAGGAAUUCUCUAUUGAGCAGGCACUGAACAAGAUGGAAGGUGAGUGGGCCUCGAUAUUGUUCACCGUCUUGCCAUAUAAAGAGACAGGAACCUUUAUAUUGAAGAGCCCGGAGGAGGCCUCCCAGCUUCUGGAUGAUCAUAUUGUGAUGACCCAAAGCAUGUCGUUCUCACCAUACAAAAAGCCUUUUGAGGAACGGAUCAGCACAUGGGAGAGCAAACUUCGCUUGACGCAGGAUGUACUGGAAGAGUGGCUGACCUGCCAGCGCUCCUGGCUCUACCUGGAACCCAUAUUUAGCUCUGAGGACAUUAACCGGCAACUGCCAGUGGAGAGCAAACGCUACCAAACCAUGGAGAGGACCUGGAGGAAGAUCAUGCGGAGCGCCGAGGAGAACAAACAGGUGAUUUCCCUCUGUCCAGACCCUCGUCUCCUAGAGAGCCUCCGGGAAUGUAACAAGCUGCUAGAACUGGUGCAGAAAGGGCUCAGCGAAUAUCUGGAAACCAAGCGAGGAGCCUUCCCCAGGUUUUAUUUCCUGUCUGAUGACGAACUUCUGGAAAUACUCUCCCAGACAAAGGACCCCACCGCUGUGCAGCCGCACUUACGCAAGUGUUUUGAGAACGUAGCGCGGCUUCUUUUCCAGCCAGACCUGCAGAUCACCCACAUGUACUCCGCAGAGGAUGAGGAGGUCCAAAUGUCGACCCCCAUUUAUCCCACUGGAAAUGUGGAGGACUGGUUACUGCAGGUGGAGAAGGUCAUGAAGGGCAGCGUGAGGGAUCACAUCCAAAGAGCAAUAAAUGCCUAUCCAGAGGCACCACGAACUGAGUGGGUGAAGAACUGGCCGGGCCAAGUUGUCAUAGCUGGAUGUCAGACAUUCUGGACAAAAGACGUGUCUGAGGCCCUGGAUGCCGGAGACCUGAGCACCCGCCUCUUCCCGCAGCUAGAAGCUCAGCUCAGUGACCUGGUCGCCCUGGUACGUGGAAAGCUGUCUCGCAUGCAGCGCAACAUUCUCUCUGCUCUGAUCGUGAUCGAAGUCCACGCCAAAGAUGUCGCCGCUCGUCUGGUCGAAGAAAACGUUACCAGUGUUAACGAUUUUGAGUGGAUAUCUCAGCUCAGGUAUUACUGGACCCGGGAUGAUCUGUAUGUGAGAGCUGUUAAUGCCGAGUUCUUGUAUGGAUACGAAUACCUGGGGAACACGGGCCGACUGGUCAUAACGCCUCUGACGGACAGGUGCUACCUAACCCUGACGGGGGCUCUACAUCUAAAGUUCGGAGGCGCCCCUGCUGGACCUGCCGGCACAGGGAAAACAGAGACCACCAAGGAUCUGGGUAAAGCACUGGCCAUCCAGACCGUUGUCUUCAAUUGCUCCGAUCAACUAGACUUCAUGGCCAUGGGCAAGUUCUUCAAAGGCCUGGCCAGCUCUGGUGCCUGGGCGUGCUUCGAUGAGUUUAAUCGUAUUGACAUUGAGGUCUUGUCUGUCGUGGCCCAACAAAUUACCACCAUCCAGAAGGCUCAGCAGCAGAGAGUGGAUCGCUUCAUGUUUGAAGGAAUGGAGAUCCCACUGGUGUCUACCUGUGCCGUUUUUAUCACCAUGAACCCUGGCUAUGCGGGCCGUACAGAACUACCUGAUAACCUUAAGGCUCUCUUCCGUCCCGUUGCGAUGAUGGUGCCGGAUUACGCCAUGAUCGCGGAGAUCUCUCUGUAUUCCUUUGGCUUUGAUAACGCCAAAAUCCUGGCCAAAAAAAUCACCACGACUUUCAAACUGUCAUCCGAGCAACUCAGUUCCCAGGAUCACUAUGAUUUUGGAAUGAGAGCCGUUAAGACCGUGAUAUCUGCUGCUGGAAACCUAAAGAGAGAAAAUCCAACUAUGAAUGAGGAGCUGAUCUGUCUCAGAGCGAUCCGAGACGUUAACGUCCCCAAAUUCCUACAGGAUGACCUGAAGCUCUUCAGCGGGAUUGUGUCAGAUCUCUUCCCCCGGAUUGAAGAUGUACACAUCGAUUACGGAAGCCUGGAGGAGGCCAUUCGUAAAACGUGCACCCAGGAAAACCUCAAAGAUGUGGAUGGCUUUGUGACAAAAUGUAUCCAGCUGUAUGAGACCACCGUGGUGCGACACGGCCUGAUGCUUGUAGGGCCGACUGGUUCGGGAAAGUCACAGUGUUACAAGGUCCUUGCUGCAGCCAUGACGUCUCUUAAGGGUCUCCCUUCAGUCAGUGGUGGGACCUACGAGACAGUUUACUACUACGUCCUGAACCCCAAGUCCAUCACAAUGGGUCAGCUUUAUGGGGAGUUCGAUCUGCUGACACAUGAAUGGUCGGACGGGAUCUUGUCCUCCCUGAUCAGAGGAGGCGCCUCUUCCACAGACCCGGAUAAGAAGUGGUACAUGUUCGACGGGCCUGUAGAUGCUGUGUGGAUUGAGAACAUGAACACGGUGCUGGAUGACAACAAGAAGCUGUGUCUGAGCUCCGGGGAGAUAAUCAAACUGACCGAGGCCAUGACCAUGAUGUUUGAGGUUCAGGAUUUGGCCGUUGCUUCUCCAGCCACAGUCUCACGUUGCGGUAUGGUGUAUUUGGAGCCCAGUAUUCUGGGACUGACGCCGUUCACGGAAUGUUGGCUGCGCCGUAUUCCCGCUGUCAUGGAGCCGCACAAAGAGCAGCUGGAGUCGCUCUUCUCCCGAUUCCUGCAGGAUUCCAUCCAGUUUGUCCGCCUAUCGGUGAGGGAGGUGAUCACUUCCACCGACAGUAACCUGGUGAUGAGUCUUCUCAAACUUCUCGAGUGUUUCUUCCAGCCCUUCAUACAACGAGAGGGACAGAAGAAGAUCUCACAGGAGAAGCUGAAUCAUGUUGGAGAUCUGGUGGAAUCCUGGUUCUUCUUCUCGCUGGUGUGGAGCGUUGGGAUCUCUGGAGACUCUGCCAGCCGUGAACUGUUCAGUAAAUUCCUGAGAGACAAAAUGGCAUCUGAAAAGGUGACAAUGUUGUUCCCAGAGGAAGGAUUAGUCUAUGACUACAUGUUGGAUGAUGCCGGAAUCAGUAGCACUGCUGAGGACGAGGAUGAGGACACCCAGCGGAAGGUGCGCUGGGUGAACUGGAUGGAAUCUUCCGCCCCCUUCUCCAUCGCACCCGACACCAGCUACGCGGAUAUCAUCGUACCCACAUUGGACACCGUGAGGAUGUCCCACCUCCUGGGGAUGCUGCUCACCAACAAGAAGCCUGUUCUUUGCAUUGGUCCCACCGGCACCGGGAAGACCCUGACUGUCUCAGACAAGCUUCUGAAGAACAUGCCGCUGGAAUACAUUAGUCACUUCCUUAUGUUCUCUGCGCGGACAUCGGCCAAUCAGACCCAAGAUCUUAUAGACAGCAAGCUGGACAAAAGGAGGAAAGGGGUGUUUGCUCCACCCCUUGGACGUUACUUCAUCUUCUUUAUUGAUGAUAUGAACAUGCCGGCACUGGAGACCUAUGGAGCACAGCCACCCAUCGAGCUGCUGAGACAGUGGAUGGACCACGGAGGGUGGUACGACCGCAAGCAGAUAGGGGUCUUUAAGAAGUUAGUAGACAUUAACUUCCUGUGUGCCAUGGGGCCGCCAGGAGGAGGCAGGAAUCCCGUUUCCCCCCGCCUCACCCGUCACUUCAACUACUUGUCCUUCACCGAGAUGGCCGACAGCAGCAAGAGUCGAAUCUUCUCCAGUAUCCUGGCCAACUGGAUGGUUGGCGCACCAACCAUCCAGAACCUAACCGAGCAGCUAGUUGAUGCUACAAUAAAAGUCUACAAUACAAUUACGUCACAGCUCCUCCCCACCCCAGCAAAAUCCCACUACACCUUCAAUCUGCGAGACCUGUCCAAGGUGUUCCAGGGCAUGCUGAUGGCUGAUCCAACCAAAAUGGAGAACAAGUUCAGCCUCUUGAAGUUGUGGUACCACGAAUCCUGCCGGAUCUUCCAGGACCGCCUGGUGAAUAAUGAAGACCGCAGCUGGUUUGAUGAAUUGAUGAAGGGCCGGAUGGAGGAGUUUGGGGCCACUUUCCAGGAAGUGGUGCCGCAGCAGCCGGUGCUCUAUGGAGAUUUCAUGACCACUGGAGCAGAUUCCAAAGCCUACCAACUCAUUGAGGAUAGGCAGAAGCUCGUUCAAGUGAUGGAGGAAUACAUGGAGGAUUAUAAUCAAAUAAACACCUCCAAAAUGAAGCUGGUCCUCUUCCUUGAUGCCAUCCAGCACAUUUGUCGCAUCAGUCGUGUCCUGCGCCAGCCGCUGGGCAACGCUUUGCUCCUGGGCGUGGGAGGAAGCGGGAGACAGAGCCUCACAAGACUGGCCAGUCACAUGGCCGAGUAUGAGUGCUUCCAGAUCGAACUGUCUAAGAACUACGGGAUGGCGGAGUGGAGGGAGGAUCUAAAAGGAAUCUUACUUAAAGCAGGACUGCAGAAUACGCCCAUCACUUUUCUCUUCACCGACACCCAGAUCAAGAACGAAUCAUUCCUCGAAGACAUCAACAAUAUCCUAAACUCCGGAGAUGUCCCCAACCUGUACGGGACGGAGGAGCUGGAUCAGAUUGUCACCGUCAUGAAGCCGGUUGUACAAGACAUGGGGCAACAGCCAACCAAAGCCAACUUGAUGGCCGCCUAUACCCGCCGAGUACAGGGGAACAUCCACACCGUGCUGUGCAUGAGUCCUAUAGGUGAGGUUUUUCGCGCUCGUCUCCGGCAGUUCCCGUCUCUGGUGACUUGCUGUACCAUUGACUGGUUUGACGAAUGGCCGGCGGAGGCUCUACAAUCCGUAGCCUCAUCCUUCCUGAUGGAGAUCCCGGAGCUGGAGUCCAAAGAUUCCGUCAUCCAGGGCAUGAUCCAGAUGUGUGUGGAGAUGCACCAGUCAGUCGGCGUGAAGUCCAAACAGUACUUAGCAGAACUUUCCCGUCACAAUUAUAUCACCCCGAAGAGUUACCUGGAGCUGCUGGGGAUCUACUCCACUCUGAUCGGGAAAAAGCUGAUGGAGAUCAAAACAGCCAAAGAUCGGAUGAAGAGCGGCCUGGAUAAGGUGAGAGAGACACGUGACCGGCUCAGUGUCCUCUGUACAGCGCUGCGAAUCAUGAGGAAGCAUUGGCCAAUCAGAUCCCAUUGUAUCGAAUGCUCCGAUCUCUGAAUCCUUUCUCCUUAUCUCCUCCAGGAAGACACAGUGGUGGCGGAGGCCACGCGAGCCUCAGUGCAGGCGGAGGAGGCCAAAGCCAAGGAGAAGGCGCGCCUGGCCCAGGAGAUCGCAGAUGACGCCCAGAGGGAUCUGGACAAAGCCCUCCCCGCGCUGGACGCUGCGCUCGCCAGUCUGAAAUCUCUUAAUAAGAAUGACGUCACGGAGGUGAGAGCCAUGCAGCGCCCCCCGGUGGGCGUGAAGCUCGUCAUUGAAGCCGUUUGUAUAAUGAGAGAGGUCAAACCGAAGAAAGUGGCCGGGGAAAAGCCUGGAACCAAAAUUGAUGACUACUGGGAGCCGGGGAAAGGGCUGAUGCAGGACCCGGGCAAGUUCCUGGAGGGACUCUUCAAGUAUGACAAGGAGAACAUUCCAGAUGCGGUAAUCAAAGCCAUCCAGCCGUACAUCGAUAACGAGGAGUUCCAGCCGGCCGCCAUCGCCCGUGUCUCCAAGGCGUGCACUUCCAUCUGCCAGUGGGUGCAGGCCAUGCACAAAUACCACUUUGUGGCGCGAGGCGUGGAACCCAAACGAAAAGCUCUACAAGAAGCUCAGGAGGAUUUGGCGGAGACUCAGAAGAUUCUGGAUGAGGCGAAAGCUCGGCUGAACGAAGUGGAAGAGGGGAUCACGACUCUGCAAGCCAAAUACCGCGACUGCGUGUCCAAGAAAGAAGAGCUGGAGCAGAAGUGCGACCAGUGCGAGCAGAAGCUGGGCCGGGCCGACAAGCUAAUCACCGGACUCGCCGAUGAGAGGCUGCGCUGGCAGGAAACGGUGCUGAGCCUGGAGAACCUCCUGAUUAACGUCACUGGAGACCUGCUGCUCUGUGCCGGAUUCUUGGCCUAUCUUGGACCAUUCACGGGCCACUAUAGGACAGCUCUGUUUGAACAAUGGACCAAAAAGCUGAAGGAGCUGGAGGUACCUUGUACCCAGGAGCCGUCCCUGAUAGGGACAUUGGGAGACCCCGUCAAGAUCCGUUCCUGGCAGAUUGCCGGUCUUCCGAAUGACACGCUGUCAGUGGAGAACGGCGUGAUAGUCCAGUAUUCCCAGCGCUGGUCUCAUUUCAUCGACCCUCAAGGACAGGCCAACCGAUGGAUCAAAAACUUGGAAAAAGAUAACGGCCUGGACGUGGCGAAGCUCAGUGACCGCGACUUCCUGCGCAGUUUAGAGAACGCGAUCCGCUUUGGAAAGCCGUUCAUGCUGGAAAAUGUUGGGGAAGAGCUGGACCCGGCACUGGAGCCCAUAUUACUCAAACAGACAUACAAGCAGCAGGGGAGCACCGUCCUACGUCUCGGAGAUGCCGUCAUUCCGUAUCACGAUGACUUCAGGAUGUACAUUACCACCAAACUGCCGAAUCCCCAUUAUCCACCUGAGAUCUGCACCAAAGUUACCCUCAUCAACUUCACACUAUCCCCCAGUGGUCUGGAGGAUCAGCUCCUGGGGCAGGUGGUGGCAGAGGAGCGUCCUGACUUAGAAGAAGCGAAGAACCAGCUGAUCCUAUCCAAUGCCAAAAUGCGUCAAGAGCUGAAGGAGAUUGAGGACCAGAUCCUGACCCGUCUCAGCUCCUCCCAGGGGAAUCCAGUGGACGACGUGGACCUCAUCAAGGUGCUGGAGGCCUCCAAGGUGAAAGCGGCUGAGAUCAAGGCAAAAGUUCAAGUGGCCGAGAAGACGGAGAGGGACAUAGACAGCACGCGGUCCCAGUAUGUCCCCGUGGCCGUCAGGACGCAGAUCUUGUUCUUCUGCGUCUCGGAUUUGUCCAACGUGGAUCCGAUGUACCAGUAUUCACUGGAGUGGUUCUUGGGCAUCUUCACUGCCGCCAUCGCCAACUCCGAGAGAGCAGAAACGGUGGAGAAGCGUAUUGAGAACAUAAACACGUAUUUCACCUUCAGCCUGUACAGCAACGUGUGCCGCAGUCUCUUCGAGAAGCACAAACUCAUGUUCUCCUUCCUGCUGUGUGUGCGAAUCCUCAUGGACAAGGGGCUCAUUCACAUGGACGAGUGGCGUUUCUUGCUCUCGGGGGGCACAGCGGCCUCUCUGGCUGAGAAUCCGUGUCCGGAGUGGCUGGCCGAGCGAGCCUGGAGGGACAUCCAAGCGUUGAGUUCACUUCGCAACUUCAGCAGCAUCAAAGACCAAAUCACCCAACACAGCAAAGAGUAUCGGAGGGUCUGCGACAGUCCCGAGCCACACCGGGAGAAGCUUCCGGGCAGUUUGGAACAAUCUCUCGACGACUUCCAGAAGAUGCUGAUUCUGCGCUGCCUGCGAGGAGACAAAGUGACCAACGCCAUGCAGGACUAUGUGUGUCACCAGCUGGGACAGAGGUUCAUAGAGCCGCAGACAGCAGACCUGGGUGCUGUAUUCCGCGACUCCUCCCCUGUCACUUCGCUCAUCUUCAUCCUCUCUUCUGGUACCGACCCGGCCGCCGAUCUCUACAAGUUUGCAGAAGAAAUGAAGUUCUCCAAGAAGCUUAGCGCCAUAUCUCUGGGCCAGGGACAGGGUCCUCGGGCGGAGGCCAUGAUGAGGAAUUCCAUGGAGAGAGGGCAGUGGGUAUUCUUCCAGAACUGCCACCUCGCGCCCAGCUGGAUGCCCUCCCUGGAGAGGCUGAUAGAGAGCAUUGACCCCGAUAAAGUCCACCGGGAUUUCCGCCUCUGGCUGACCAGUAUGCCCAGUAACCAGUUCCCAGUAUCCAUACUACAGAACGGCUCCAAGCUGACCAUUGAGCCUCCACGUGGGGUGAAAGCCAAUCUCCUGCGCACUUACCUGAGCUUGAGCGAUGCAGAUCUAAGUGACUGCAAGAAGGCCCCGGAGCACAAGGCCCUCCUGCUGUCUCUUUGUCUGUUCCACGGCAGCACUCUUGAACGACGGAAGUUUGGCCCGCUGGGAUUUAAUAUCCCCUACGAAUUCACCGACGGAGAUCUCCGGAUCUGCAUCUCUCAGCUGCGGAUGUUUCUGGACGAGUACGCCGACAUCCCAUACAAGGUCCUGCGUUACACGGCCGGCGAGAUUAAUUACGGUGGGCGCGUCACCGACGACUGGGACAGACGAUGCCUCCUCAGCAUCCUACAGGACUUUUACCAGCCGCCGGUGCUGGAGGACGGUCACAGGUUCUCGGUGUCGGGAGUUUACCAUCAGAUCAGCCCGACCUACGACCUGAAUGGUUACCUGCAGUACAUCCGCGCCCUCCCACUCAACGAUCUGACAGAACUCUUCGGCCUCCACGAGAACGCCAACAUCACAUUCGCGCAGAACGAGAGCUUCGCCCUCCUGGGGUCCCUGGUGAGGCUGCAGCCGCGGGCGCAGAGCGCUGGGGGGAGCCGCGAUGAGAUGGUGGAGGAAAUCGCUGAGGGGAUCCUGAAGAAGGUUCCAGCGCUCAUCCCUGUGCAGGAAGUGAUGGCAAAAUACCCCGUCAUGUACCAGGAGUCCAUGAACACCGUGCUGGUGCAGGAGGUCAUACGGUAUAACCGUCUCCUGGCCGUGCUCUCCCAGACUCUCAGCGACCUGCUGAAGGCCAUGAAAGGUCAGGUGGUCAUGUCAUCUCAGUUGGAGCUCAUGGCCACCAGUCUGUAUAACAAUUCGGUGCCGGAGCUCUGGCGGGCAAAGGCGUAUCCGUCGCUGAAGCCGUUGUCCUCCUGGGUGAUCGACCUCCUGGAGAGGAUCAGGUUCCUCCAGAAGUGGAUCGCGGACGGAAUCCCGGCCGUCUUCUGGAUCAGCGGCCUGUUCUUCCCUCAGGCUUUCCUGACCGGAACCUUGCAGAACUUCGCCAGGAAGCACGUCAUCUCCAUCGACACCAUCUCCUUCGACUUCAAGAUUCUCCACGAGACGGUGUCUGAACUGCAGCGGCGCCCCCCGGAGGGGUGUUACAUACACGGCCUGUACCUGGAAGGAGCGAGCUGGGACAAGACGGCAAUGAAGCUAGCCGAAUCCAAGCCGAAAGAACUUUACACGGAGAUGUCGGUCAUCUGGCUGGUGCCGGUGUCCGAACGCAAACCGGCCGCCUCCGGGACCUACCUGUGCCCCAUCUACAAGACCCUGACCCGGGCAGGAACGCUCUCCACCACGGGACAUUCCACCAACUAUGUCAUCGCAGUGGAGCUCCCCAGCAGCCAACCACAAACCCACUGGAUAAAACGGGGCGUGGCUCUGAUCUGCUCUCUGGACUACUGAUCGGAGGAGGGGCCAAAAAGCUUCCUGUAACCUCGGGGGCCCUUUUAAGUCAG